AUGGUCCAAUUACGUAACGACGGAACACUGGGGACUUCUUCUGAGGAAGAAGAAGAAGACGACGAUGUUCCCGUAAGACGCGGAGGAUUCCGUAUGGUCACUCAAACUGUGGGAGGCGGUGAAGUGCAAUCUCAACCAGGUCUGUUUUUUGUUUUCCGGUUCUUCUCCCUCUAUUAUCUGAGCGUUUGGAAUUAUGGUGUUGACUUUAGCCCAGUCUAAUGCGCAAGACCAAGCCCUUAAACGUCAACAAGAAGCAGCUCAGAAGGCGAGGGAGAAUGCUGAAAGGCUACAAGCUGAAGCCAGAGCUCGAGCCGAAGCCGCGAGGCAAGAAGCCAUCGCCAGAUAUCAAGCUGAACUGGCUGCUGCAAAUAAAGCUGUGGAUCAGAGAGAACAAACUCGGCAAGAUCAACAGGAGAUCAACCAAGCACAACAACAAGCCAUCAAGGCUAGGGAAGAGGCCCUGCGACAACAACAAGAGGCCGCCAAGAAGCAAGCCGAGCUGAGGGCACAAAAGAUUAAGGUGGGUAAAGUCAUCAAAAAGGUUGGAAUUUUUGUAGGAACAACAAGAAUUAGCGAGGAAACAAGCCGAAGAAAGAGCGGCUCAAUUGAAGGAAAAACAAGAAGCUGCCCGGAAACAGGCUGAGGAAAGAACGGCUCAGUUGAAAGCUCAGCAGCAACAACAACUUCAAGCACAACAAAAAAAUCAGCAAAAAGUUCAACCAGCAGCUCAACAACAAAGGCCUGCGCAACCAGUUCAACAGCAAAAACCGCAGCCGCCACCGCCAGUACAACAGCAACGUAGUCAACCUCCUGCACAACAAAAACCAGCUCAACCGGUGCAGCCACAAAAGCCGCAACCUCAACAACCGCAAAAACCGGUUCAGCAGCCUCAACAAAAACAACCUGUUCAACAGCAGCGUCCUCAACAACCUGUGCAGCAACAAAAACCGCAACCUCCUUCUGUUCAGAAGCCAGUGCAACAACAGCAACAACAAAAGCCAGCUCAGCCACAACAGUCGCAAAAACCGGUGCAACAAAAUCAACGGGUUCCUCCUCAACAACCGGUACAGCAACAAAAAGCACAACCACAACAAGCAGGCCAACAACAAAAAGCAAGUCAACCGCUAAACAAAGCUCCUCAACAACCAACCCCAGCGCAACGCCCAGGGCAACCGGCAGGCAAACUUGGUCAGGCACAGGCUCCAACUGCGCAACAAAAAGCGCAACCUCAAGUUGCCCAAAGACCGGGCCAACCUGCCCAAAAACAACGAGGGCAGCCAGCACCUCCGGCUAAGCCCGCAGCUCAAAAUCAGGCCAACGGAGCAGUCCAGACCGGGCGAAAAGCUCCGACAAAACAAGAACCCGCUCCAGUCGCUGCGAAGGUUCAAGGAUCAGGUCCAGGUCGGAGUGCUUCGCCCCAAAAGACAGCUGCCUCGAGUGCUCGUGGCGCCGCCCCGCACCCUCAGGCAGUGGGCUCUUCGGAUAGCGAGAGACCAAUUCAGCCCCGUCACAUUCUCGCCCGCACAACGCCGAGAAUGGCCGGUCAACCGCCCCCGGAAGAGGAGCAGCCGGAGCUGGGACAGGCUCCCAAAGUACAGUGUCUGGUACGUCUUAUUGUAAACUUAUCCGAGCCCGUUUGAAUCGGCGUUUACUUUGAAUUUUGCAUUUAAAUUUACAAAAAAAUUGAAUUUAACCGCAUGAUUGCUAUUAUUUUUUUUGCCUUACAGCAAGACAGUGCUUGGGUGACCCAACAAAGAGUGCUGGACGAAAUCCCCGAAAUUCAGCCUGACCGUCUUCAAAUCGAAGACUUCUUGCACGAAUCUGAAGCUACCGUAAGUGGUUAAUUGUCAUUCUGAAGUCCUGUUCAGAACAAAGUCAUUGUUCCCAACGCUGUCCAGUAUGAAAGGGCCAAAUGGGAGUUCCCUGAAGAAGAAGAGAAGCCUCUGGAGAGUGUUCCUAAGGUCAAAACUCAAGACUGGGUAGCUGUGAACGAUGUCGAGAAGGUGAUUUUGAAGACUGAAUACGGGAGAGGACGAAUCCAACGAUCUUGGCCUCCACCGGGAUAUGGAGAAGAAGAACAGACCGAACUACAGUAAGUUUCGAAUUUUAAAAUCCCUUUUUUAGGGUUGACUAGCCUUUAUUUGUUAUCUUAUAUCAUCCCUGUGACGUAAUUAUGAUGAGCUUUGUCAUCCUUUUACUACAGCAUAUGAUAUCCCGGUGUUGAUUGGGUUGUUCUGCAGAUAUCAACUUUCUUCCUAUUAUUUAUUUUUAGCAUGUCUUUGAGGAGAGUGGUUCACAGCAUUUGUUUACCCGAGAGGAUCGGAGGGUCAGAGAAAGCGAUCUCUCCUGGAAAACGAUUUUCGUUAUAUCCGUUCGUUAAUUUUUUUGUUUUCAGACGUGCCAAUCAGAUCAAAGCCAAGGAAGAUGGAGCCUGGAUUCAAGGCCAACAGGUGCGUUCUGAUGAGUUAUUUAUUGCAUUCCAAUUGUUUUGUUACCUAUCCCAUUGAUCCUUGAUUUGUUCCGUUCAUGAAAAAGAAUGCAUGAAUUUAAUUCUUGUGAAAUCAAAUAGUCAUUACUUGCAGAACGAGGAAGAACAAGAAGAAAAGAUUGGAAAUGCCCCAUGGUCUGGACUGAGUGCCAAGACUGAGCGAGUAUGGCCACCACCGGAGAACGAGGUAGCACAAACUGAAUGGGCCGGGGGACCCCGUCUCUCGGUCCAAUGGCCCCCUCCAGAAUUUGAGGAGAAGUCCCAAAAGAACGUCGAGAUCAUUCAAACCCAUUACCCCGUCAAGGCCAAGAACAUCCAAUGGCCUCCAGUCAAGCCUGGCCAAGAAGCCGGAGAAUGUAAGCGCCGUUUUGGCUACUUCAAUAAAUAUAAUAUAUGUACAUUACAGUACCCGAAGAAGUCCCUGCCACGUAUGCCUGA
This is a messenger RNA of Bursaphelenchus xylophilus (pine wood nematode), 2926 nucleotides long. NCBI's taxonomy places the organism in Eukaryota, Metazoa, Nematoda, Chromadorea, Rhabditida, Aphelenchoididae. The record is from the annotation of a GenBank genome assembly.